UCCAAAAUAGUACAUGUAUUGAGAAUAUCUUUGACAUGUAAUAGUAGUCUCCAAAAUAGUACACGGGAUGGAACAGUCUUUGAUAUGCAUUAGUAGUCUCCUAAAUAGUACAUGGACUGGAAAUGUCUUUGACAUUUAAUAGUAGUCUCCAAAAUAGUACACGCGCUGGGACAGUCUUUGAUAUGCAAUAGUAGUCUCCUAAAUAGUACACGGACUGGAAAUUUCUUUGACAUGUAUUGGUAGUCUCCAAAUUAGUACACGCACUGGGACAGUCUUUGAUAUGCAAUAGUAGUCUCCUAAAUAGUACACGGGCUGGGACUGUCUUUGACAUGUAGUAGUCUCCACAAUAGUAGAAUACCUGUGUGGUCCUUGUCUGACGCCAUAUAACCGUAAAUACAUUGUGUUGAGUGCAUCGUUAAAUAAAAGAUUCCCUGCCUUCCUUCCAAAAUAGUACACGGACUGGGACUGUGUUUGAUAUGAAAUAGUAGUCUCUAAAAUAGUACACAGGCUAGAACGUCUUUCAUACUCCUGGGCUGGGGCUGUUUGACACACCUGUUUGUCACUGGAACUGGAUUAUUUUACAUACCUUAGGUUCUGGGAACGGGCAUUUUGUUCAAGUCAUUUAUCCAUUUACUGGUUCUGUUUCAGUACGUCUGUUCAUCCUACAACUUUGAAGAUACAUCAGUAAAUGUUCAUUUCAGUUGAUGUUAAUCAGAUGAAAACGAUAAAUGUCCUCUGUCUAAAAAAUAUGUCUAACAGCGACAGUAGAUGUGUCGAAUGUGAGGUCUCGUCAAAACAUUGUGAAAACAUCCCUGAUCACGAAAAACAAACAACAUAUUCUUGUGACAAGCCUUUCAAAUGUGGGAUAUGUUUAAAGUGUUUCUCUCACAAGUGUCACAUUAUGCAGCAUAUGAGGAUCCACACUGGUGAACGAUCAUAUCAGUGUGAGGUGUGUUGGAAGAGUUGUCAUCGGAAUAAGGACUUGAAACAGCAUAUGCUGAUUCACACUGGAGCUCUGAAAUUCAAAUGUGAGGUGUGUGCAAAAUGCUUCUCACGUAAUACUAACUUAAAACAACAUAUGUCGGUUCACACUGGUGUUAGGAAUUUCAAAUGUGAAGUAUGUGCAAAAUGUUUCUCACGCAAUACGCACUUGAAAGAACAUAUGUUGGUUCACACUGGUGUUACGAAUUUCAAAUGUGAGGUAUGUGCAAAAUGUUUCUCAAGUAAUCCUAACUUGAAACAACAUAUGUUGGUUCACACUGGUGUUAAGACUUUCAAAUGUGAGGUAUGUGCAAAACGCUUCUCACAAAAUACUAACUUAAAACAACACAUGUUGGUUCACACUGGUGUUAAGAAUUUCAAAUGUGAGGUAUGUGCAAAAUGUUUCUCAUAUAACACAGACGUGAAGAAACAUAUGUUGGUUCACACUGGAGUUAGGAAUUUCGAAUGUGAGGUAUGUGCAAAAUGUUUCUCAAGUAAUCCUAACUUGAAACAACAUAUGUUGGUUCACACUGGUGUUAAGACUUUCAAAUGUGAGGUAUGUGCAAAACGCUUCUCACAAAAUACUAACUUAAAACAACACAUGUUGGUUCACACUGGUGUUAAGAAUUUCAAAUGUGAGGUAUGUGCAAAAUGUUUCUCAUAUAACACAGACGUGAAGAAACAUAUGUUGGUUCACACUGGAGUUAGGAAUUUCGAAUGUGAGGUAUGUGCAAAAUGUUUCUCAAGUAAUUGUAACUUGAAACGACACAUGUUGGUUCACACUGGUGUUAAGAAUUUCAAAUGUGAGGUAUGUGCAAAAUGUUUCUCACAAAACACAGACGUGAAGAAACAUAUGUUGGUUCACACUGGAGUUAGGAAUUUCAAAUGUGAGGUAUGUGCAAAAUGUUUCUCUCACAAUACCCACUUGAAACGUCAUAUGUUGAUUCACACAGAUAAUAAACCUCUAACGGUUAUCAGCUGAAACGCUGUCUGUUAAUCCAUGUAAAUGAGAAACUUUUAACACGUUGAAAAUGCACAGACUGAUUUAACAUACAACACCAUCUUGAAGUGCCUCCUUUCUGUUCAUAUUAAUUACAGAGGUGUGUAGCUCAGUAGUAGUGUGAUGGGUCGUGAGAUCAGCCUACUGUCUGUUCAUAUUAAUUUAAGAGGUGUGUAUCUCAGUAGUAGUGUGAUGGGUCAUGGGAUCAACACUCGUCAAACUGGUUUAACAUACAACACCAUCUUGAAGUGCAUCCUCUCUUUUCAUAUUAAUUAGAGAGGUGUGUAGCUCAACAGAAGUGUGAUGGAUCAUGGGAUCAACACUCGAGUCGAGAUCUCUUCAUAUUAGUCAGACCUAUUUCAGGUUUUAACAAACGACUCCACCUUUCAUGUUAAUUAGACAGAUGUGUAGCUCAGUAGUAGUG
Molecule: messenger RNA, 2405 nt
Organism: Gigantopelta aegis
Lineage: Eukaryota; Metazoa; Mollusca; Gastropoda; Neomphalida; Peltospiridae
Product: zinc finger protein 347-like
Exons: 1
Coding region: 689-1963 (424 amino acids)
Biological process (GO): regulation of transcription by RNA polymerase II
Cellular component (GO): nucleus
Molecular function (GO): DNA-binding transcription activator activity, RNA polymerase II-specific; RNA polymerase II cis-regulatory region sequence-specific DNA binding
Source: RefSeq, a predicted model, not a curated record